Lachancea fermentati is the source of this 648-nucleotide messenger RNA. NCBI's taxonomy places the organism in Eukaryota, Fungi, Ascomycota, Saccharomycetes, Saccharomycetales, Saccharomycetaceae. The record is from the annotation of a GenBank genome assembly.
CUUGAUUGCAGUGUCCGGUAUGUUUACACGAGCUAUGCGGUUUCUUCAGAUUCUGACCAUCCAUUGAUGUCAACAAUUACAGUAGUCACUGCAAUUAUCAGUGCAGCUUCUCAGAUGGUAUUUACUUGAUUUUCUGAUGUGUUUGGAAAAUUAUCGCUGUUUAUUACAGCUCUUUUGUUCUAUGCAGUUAGUACAAUCAUCCAAAGUCAAGCUACAGACGUCCAGAAGUACACUUUAGGCGCUGUUUUCUGGAGUACAGGAUAUGUUGGUCUUUUGCUGAUAUUAUUUCUAAUUUUGUCAGACUUUUCAUCUUUGAGGUAGCGCUUGAUGUACCAAUUUGCGCUUUCGUGGUCUUAUAUCAUAAACACAUGGAUUUCUGGUGCUGUGACGGCCCGUGCGAACUCGCAAGAGCGCUGAUGAUGGGAUAUUGCAAUGUGAACUUUUAUUUCCUCACUAUCGGCCCUUACAAUGAUAUUCUGCGUGCUGCAUAUGAGGUUUAAGGCAAGAAAGACUGGACAGUGGGCAACUAUCAAAGACGAAAAGAAUUUUUUUCAAACGCACGGUCUCAUUAGGACAUUAGUUGAGCUUUUCUGGAAGCUAGACAUUGUUGGUGUUCUAUUGAUGACUAUUUCUGUGGGCGUAGCGCUC